GAUGUCAUCCUUAUGACCAUCAUCAGGUGCUCCGCGGUACUUUAUAGCUACUAUCAGUUUUGCAACCUGCAUAAAUUAGGAUCGAAAUAUAUACUAGUAACCAUCGCCGGUCUGUUCACAGUGUUUUCCAGUUUUGUCUUCAGCUCGAGCGUCAUCAACUUCUUGCGCAGUGAUAUCAGUGACCUGAAGGAUGCGCUAUUUUUCUUCCUCCUUCUGAUUGACUUGUCGAAGGCCGCGUUGUUGGCUCAACUGGCCCUCAGCGCCUCUUCUCAGGCAGAGGUGACGCAGAACAUAGCUCGUGGAAUGUCACUUCUUGGUCCAACGAUAACACUGGAUACCCUAGUCGAAGCUCUAGUCAUUGGAGUUGGAACGCUGUCUGGAGUGCCCAGGCUGGAAGUUCUUUGCUGUUUUGCUUGUCUUUCAGUUCUUGUAAAUUACGUAGUUUUUAUGACAUUUUAUCCAGCCUGCUUGUCCCUAAUACUGGAGUUAUCUCGAACCGGAGAGGGUAGUAAUUUGGGACGUGGGGAAGCACUAUUGGCCAAAGCAUUACACGAAGAGGACCAGAAACCAAAUCCAGUUGUUCAACGAGUAAAAGUAAUAAUGUCUGUCGGCCUCAUGAUAGUUCAUGCCCAUAGUCGUUGGAGUUUGCAAGACGGCGGCGAUCACGAUGGUCCGGCCGCUCCGCUAGUAGGAUCUGAGCAACAUCGCACUAUGACCCAGAAUCGCACUGAAGAAACAUCGUUGCCUGGACACUUGAUGCGUUGGAUGGCAGUUGGUGCAGAGCAAAUUGUUAUAUUGAUACUAUUAGCUGCACUUGCCGUCAAAUUCAUAUUUUUCGAAGAUAACCAGCAGCAGUUAGCGGGUCAAUUGCGUAUGUCUGAAAGCGAAAACACAGAUAACAGCAACAACGCUACUACUAUGAGAGAUCGUGAACGCGAACGUCCCAUUUUUGGCAUAGGAGAUGAAGCAACGGAAGACAAGGCAACACAAACAGUAACUAUGAUUGAAGAAAGUCAGUCAAAUGAAGUUGAGGUAGAACCGGAGCCACGGUCACUCGAUGUUUGCCUUGAAAUUUAUCGUUCCGAACGUGGUGCUGCUGCUUUGACUGACGCCGAAGUCGCAUUGCUUGUACGUGCUCGUCACAUACCUUUAUACCGCAUAGAAGCAGCAGUCGGCGACGAUGAACGUGGUGUCAAAUUACGUCGCCGUAUUCUUACUUCCGAAGGAUUAUUCUCCGACACUGCACUACGCGAUCUUCCAUACCUAGAUUAUGAUUAUUCUCGCGUAAUGAACGCUUGUUGUGAAAAUGUUCUCGGUUACGUUCAAGUGCCAGUAGGAUUUGCUGGACCCCUGCUCUUAGAUGGACGCAAAUAUUACGUACCAAUGGCAACUACCGAAGGCGCGUUGGUGGCAAGUACCAACCGUGGAUGUAAAGCUCUGUUGGCCCGCGGUGUAAACAGCGUCGUGGAAGACGUAGGUAUGACCCGCGCACCCUGUAUUCGCUUUCCGACCGUGCGACGUGCCGAUUGCGCCAAAAAUUGGCUAGAGAGACGCGCAAACUUUGAAGCGGUUAAAGCAAGUUUUGAUUCUACAUCAAGAUUUGCACGAUUACAAGAAUAUGUUGGUAUGGAUGGUCCUCAAUUAUAUGUACGAUUUCGCGCCACCACUGGAGAUGCUAUGGGCAUGAACAUGGUCUCUAAAGGUGCUGAAAUGGCAUUGAGGCACGUGCAGAAAGUUUUUCCUGAUAUGGAAAUUGUUAGUUUGAGUGGUAAUUGUUCUGAUAAGAAGCCUGCAGCAAUAAACUGGAUUAAAGGACGCGGUAAACGCGUAGUGUGUGAUGCAGUCAUACCGGGUACAGUGUUGAGUUCCGUUUUUAGAACAAAUGCUGCUACGUUAGUAAGAUGUAACAAAUUGAAAAAUAUGGUUGGCACCUCUUUGGCUGGCAGUAUAGGUGGUAAUAACGCACACGCCGCAAAUAUGGUGACAGCUAUUUUUAUAGCAACUGGUCAAGACCCAGCACAAAAUGUUACCAGUAGCAAUUGUUCAACGGGAAUGGAAGUAUGUGGCGAUAAUAAUGAAGAUCUAUACAUGACCUGCACAAUGCCAUCUUUAGAAGUAGGAACAAUAGGCGGCGGUACCGUUCUACCUGGACAAGGUGCUUGUUUAGAAAUGCUGGGUGUAAAGGGUGCUCAUCCUGCGCAGCCUGCCGAAAAUGCUAAAUCUCUGGCGCGCAUCAUUUGCGCCACCGUUAUGGCAGGAGAACUUAGCUUACUUGCCGCCCUCGUAAACAGUGACUUAGUACGAAGUCAUAUGCGACACAACAGAUCUUCAGUAGCUGUAAAUCCAGGGUUAAAUAAUUCAGAAUCGAGCACUGUAUCUAUAAAUAAUUUAUUGCCCAAAGAAAAGACAUGCAAGUUAUUAGAUAUAAAAAAAUCUUGAUGGGUGCAAAACUGUUGCUUCCAUUGAAGUGUUUGUUUGAAGUCAACGAUUGUUGAUAGGUCUAACUAUAUUGUGAUAUGUUAGAAAAAUUUAAAAAAAAACAGAUGCACAUUUAUAUGAAUAUAGAAAAAAUAUGAAUUUGCUGUUGGACAAGCACAAAUGGAGUCAAUUUUAGAUUGUAUAUAGUUGUAUUAAGUGUAGCAUAUAUAAUUUUAA
Molecule: messenger RNA, 2655 nt
Organism: Ctenocephalides felis (cat flea)
Lineage: Eukaryota; Metazoa; Arthropoda; Insecta; Siphonaptera; Pulicidae
Product: 3-hydroxy-3-methylglutaryl-coenzyme A reductase-like
Biological process (GO): isoprenoid biosynthetic process; coenzyme A metabolic process; sterol biosynthetic process
Cellular component (GO): endoplasmic reticulum membrane; peroxisomal membrane
Molecular function (GO): hydroxymethylglutaryl-CoA reductase (NADPH) activity; protein binding
Source: RefSeq, a predicted model, not a curated record